AUGGCGGAGGAAAACCAACGAAUGGAAAAUCAAAUAGUCGAGUUAACAAAUGCUUGGAUUGAAAAUAAUGAUAAUGAGCAAUGGGAAGACGAUGAAGAAAAUUCUGACCCAACACACAUAUAUGAAAAUCAACAACCAGAGAAAAACCAACAAAACGAUGACGAUGACAAAUUGGACAACGCUGCUAGACCAUUCAUAGCUGACAUGAUGAAUUUUAUGCUGCCUAGAAACUUCACGUUACCACUCACAUUGACUCCCUACGAUGACGGUCCUACACUUGAUUGGUUUUCAUCUUUUCAUGUAGAUUCAAUUUCACACUUUUAUGAGCUCGCCAAACAAUUCGAGUAUCAGUUCGCUGCAUCUUCCAUCUAUUUACAUGAUUUCGACUAUCUGAACACCGUCAAAGAAGGGCAGCACAAAAGUUUAAAGGACUAUAUCACACACUUCACUAAAGUAGCAAUGAGCUUUCCAAACCUCCAUCCUAAGGUGCAUCUGCAUGCUAUAAAGAGCGGACUUUGCCCGGAAAAGUUCCAAGAAGCCAUUACAGUGGCCAAACUUAAAACCUUGGCCGAGUUUAGGGAGAAGGCUAAGGGUCUAAUAGAAAUUGAAGAACUGUGCCAAACUCAGAAAUCUGAAAAGAAUUUAAACAAUAAAGAUGAAGAAAAAGUUCAGGACAACAAGAAACCUUUUUGGUUGGCGCCGCGCUACGAUUCCUAUACUCAAUUGAACACCAAGAGGGAGGAAAUCAUCAAGGAAAUACUAAAUACCAAGCUAAUCAACCCUCCUCGAAAGGCCGGAACCUACCAAGAUACAAAGGAUGUGGACAAGACAAAGUACUAUACUUUUAACCAGAAGCAUGAGCACACUACUGAUGAGUGUAUCGUAGCCAAAGACUUGUUCGAGUGCUUAGCUUGCCAAGGACAUCUGGACAAAUACAUAUUGGUCAUUUUAUAA
This is a messenger RNA of Arachis ipaensis, 954 nucleotides long. RefSeq lists its product as uncharacterized. The record is from RefSeq and is a predicted model, not a curated record. NCBI's taxonomy places the organism in Eukaryota, Viridiplantae, Streptophyta, Magnoliopsida, Fabales, Fabaceae.